This is a messenger RNA of Candidula unifasciata, 3774 nucleotides long. Lineage: Eukaryota; Metazoa; Mollusca; Gastropoda; Stylommatophora; Geomitridae. The record is from the annotation of a GenBank genome assembly.
AUGUCCCCAGUGUCCAUUUUCAGUGAUUUAAUCAGUGCUUCUCAGGCCAUCCGGAAAGAACUGCAGCAUGGGGCAAAUCCAAAUAUUGUUCAUCCCCUUUAUGGUGUCUCGGCUAUGCAUUUAGCUUGUGGACAGGGAGAUGAGGCAACACAGCUGCUGUUGCUCUAUGGGGGAGAUCCUAAUAUUGUAUCUGUUGAAGAUGUGACACCGUUGCAUGUAGCAGCCUCUUGGGGAGACUGGAAGACAGUUCAGCUAUUGUUAAAGAGUGGAGCUGACAUCAGUAUUCAAGAUCAGGAUGGAAAGACGGCCUAUGAUCUGGCAGUGGACGGUCAGAAUGUGGAGUGUGCACAGAUUCUCCACUGUCAUGAGGUGAUGAUAAAAAAGAACCUAACAACUCAUGGACAUGUUGAUCAUGGGAAGACAAUCACAGCAUUUGACAGGAGUGAAAACCAGACUUGUUACAGAGAUAGCUCAGUCAGUGAACUUGAGUUGCCCUCAAGACUGUCCUCUGAUACAUUAACUGAAAGAGUAUACCAGUAUUUGGAAGAGGGGCGACCAGUAUGCUUUGAUGCAACCUCACCUAACCAUCCAUUGUUAGGAAUAAAACAAUCUGGGAUUACUGAUGAUGGUAACCACUACUGUGCGUACCAGAAACAUCUACCUCAAACUUUACAUCAAAGAUGUCAAGAACCGCAUGAUAAAGGGGUGCGAAACAUAUCUUUAUCACCACAAUCACAUGGUGGCUAUGAUAGAAGCAGAUCUGGUGAUGAUCGCUGUGCUUGUAUUCAUAAUUCCAAUGCAAACAGGGAAUAUUCACCUAGCUCGCAUUCGCAUCAUGUAUACCAUAUGUAUACAAAUAAACUUUUGGAUAAACAGUUUUGCAGUAUUUGUUCUCAUGGUUACCCGAAUACUCCAAGUCAGUUUGCAACCUGUUUAAGUCCAGACAUUUUGCAUGAAAGUUGCCAGAAUCCAUCUUUACCUGAAAGUUGUCAGAUAAAUUGUAAUACCGGGUCUUCGUGUUGUAAACAUGAUUGUCAUUUACAAAACGUGCAUUUACGCAGCGGUGUAAAAUCAUCAUCCUUAUUUUACAAAGACAACACAUUGUGCAAAUCUUGUGUUAAUAACAGAGAGUGUCUUACACAGGUUGGAGCAAGAAGACACUGUUGUAAUGGGGGCCAUGUAGGCACUACAGACACAAAACAUCACGAUUGUCAUGCUACAGCUUUCGGUGUUAAGUCAUCGGCUUAUCAGAAUUGCAAAACACCCUUUGUCAGUAAUGGAACUUCACAGUACAAACAUGGUGCUUGCAGUCCUUCCAAAAAUAGAAGACAUCAGAAUGAAUCUGUACAUUUCAACAACCACAGACUGCUUGCACCUGAUAAUAAUUCAAAAGUCUUUAAAGCUUCAGUGAAGCGUUCUUUAAUAGAACUGUCAGGAUAUGAAGAUGAACAGCCUAGCGAAGUAAAUAUAUUACUAGAGAGGUUCAGUUCUGCAGUUUCCUGUGACAACGCUUCUUCAGAAGAUAAACAAAUUACUCCCUUGAGUGACUACUUUAGCGCAGAAUUGUCAGAACCCAGUCAAUCUCCCACUAAGACAAAACAUGAUCAGCUUACAUGCUUAAUCCGCCAAGACCAGGAUUCAGGAAUAACGUCUGCACCUGGUAAAUUUUUUCCACCUUUAAAAGGCUGUAGUGUUCAAAGUUCCAGUUUUGAUGGAAGUACAUUUUCUCUUCUGAGAGUUGAAGAUAACUGUAGAGCUAAGGUUGAAACUAGGCUGAAGAAAGCUAAAAGGAACUCAAUUCUCAAACCACAAGAAACUGUCACACCUCUACCGAAAUUACAUACAACACCACAAGAGAGGGUUGCAGAAUUUAUUCUUUCUGUUCAAAACUAUAUGUCCAGCAGUGAUUGUGUUAAUGAUAGUUAUCCAGACCAUAUUUCUCCAGCUCGUACAUUGUCUGAUAAAAGUAGACAGUUUGUAGAAGUCUGUGAAGAAAACAGCAUGUACCAUGCAGAUCACGCUGAACUUCUCAACAAGAUGGUGGCAAGGCCUUGUACCGUCUUAAAUACAUCAGAAUCUUCUGUAGACACGUUCGCUACGUGUGAUGAAGGCUAUAAUAAUACCACAACACAGGUGAAUGCUGAAACUCAAAAGGAUCCAAAGGUAGGUAAAGCUAACUCAACACAAGAAAAAUCUAAGGCUUCAGAAAAGUCAACAGAAGUCACCCCUGUGGUGCAGAGACCUGUAACUGAAAAUAGUCCUUUGAGGUGGAAGCCACCUAUUUCAGUACUUCCUGAUGAUGAUGAUAUUAUGACAUCAGAUGACAGCUUUGUUCGUAAAACCAGCGGCAGAGUAUACAGAAUGAAAAUUCAACAUAAAAUUGCUCAUUGCACUGAAUCUACUGCAAGAAAAGAAGAGCAGACCUGUAAAUUCUCUAGAAAUGACCACACAAUUUCUAAAAACGACCAUUCAGUUUAUAGAAAUGAAACAAGUCCAGUGUCAUAUCAAGAGAUUAAACAGGAAGACACUUUCACUCAGAUAUUCCCGGUCAGGAAACGACUGUCUAGUGACAGCUUGUUCAGCAGUGUGUCGUCAGUGAAGGAAUAUGUUUAUAAGGACAAAGAAAAGAACAUAACACUCAUUGAGAGGCACAUUCCUUCAGAUUAUGGAAGCAGCGUUGGCCGUAGGUCGCUAGAAAGCAUAAACAGCAAAAGAACUGUAGAUUCUGAAGCCACUUUAAUUUAUGACUGGCGUGCACUGAAUGAAGUUUUAAGAACUGAAAACCCAGAAGCAAAACCUUCAUCUUAUAGUGUAUUUGAUAGCCGGUGUGCAACUGUUAUUGACAUUUCCUGUGCUGACAAAAAAGCUGCAAGUCUGCAAGAAAACUGUUCUGAAGAACAGUCGCCUCAGGAAAAUGUGUCUGGCAGCACUGCUGAAGAUGAUGAUGAUGGUGAGAAUGCUGCUACUUUUGUCAUACCUGCUCAUCUAGAAAACCUGACAUGCCAGGAAAUCUCUCAGGAGCUACAGAAGUAUGGUGAAAUCCCAGGCCCUGUGAUACCCGCUACCAGACAAGCAUAUCUGCGCCGCCUCACAACUCUCCAGUCUAACCCAGGCCUUGUGAUCUUGUCUAAAGCAUGCCCAGAUUAUCCAAAUGAAAUGCGACAGGCGUUGAAUGGGCAGUUUGAUAUGUCAGGUCUUGUAGAAUUGGAAUCCAAUAUGAUUGAUGUUUUUAAUAUUCCUAAAAAUGGUCCCUGUUGGCGUGAGGGAACUGAAAAAUCAUCCUUCACAUAUUUGCUGCUAGAUCCUCGUAUCACAGAAAACCUUCCAUUAAGGUCAAAGAAUCUGAGCGAUCUCGAGGUGUUCAAGACAUUCAUCUGUUCCAUUUUUUACAUUGGGAAAGGCAAGAGGUCACGACCCUACUGUCAUCUGUAUGAAGCUGUGUCUAAAAUGAAUAAAGUAAACGUCAAGAUGAAUGCUAAAGUGAAACAGAUAAUAGAUAUCUGGAGUGCUGGUCUUGGUGUGGUUUCACUUCACUGUUUCCAGUCCGUGAUACCCGUAGAAGCUUAUACCAGGGAGGCUUGCAUGAUUCAGGCUAUUGGUCUACACAAGCUUACAAACAUGAAACAAGGAGACUUCUAUGGGGCUGCAUUAUCCUGGUCUGCCGCCCAGCGCAGAAAGAUGGGUGUUUAUUUCCUCAGGAAGGCAUUACAGAUAUUUCUAGCUGAAGGAGAAAGACAAAUAUGCUUGCCUGAUCUUAAAAGUAAUCAGACAUAA